Messenger RNA from Eubalaena glacialis (North Atlantic right whale), 2549 nucleotides. RefSeq names its product CCR4-NOT transcription complex subunit 4 (gene CNOT4). The transcript is spliced from 12 exons. The coding region runs from base 304 to 2448 and encodes 714 amino acids. Gene Ontology annotation, cellular component: CCR4-NOT complex. Gene Ontology annotation, molecular function: ubiquitin-protein transferase activity; RNA binding; metal ion binding. The record is from RefSeq and is a predicted model, not a curated record. Gene Ontology annotation, biological process: protein ubiquitination. Lineage: Eukaryota; Metazoa; Chordata; Mammalia; Artiodactyla; Balaenidae.
GGAGUCUUACCCUAAUGUAAGAUGGUGGCCCGUCUGGCUGUGGAACCCACCGAAAGCUGAGAGUCUCUCUCUCAGCCGUAAAGGUCGGACUCGCUGAAGCAAUCAGGCCCGUUUCUGAAGAGUUUUUUCCCCGACACUCGUUCAGUGGUCUCUUGUGAGGACGCGGCAACGCGUGGAGUCGGAUAAGGGAAAAGCGAGGCAAGGCAGGCGGGUCUUCGAAGUUCUACAGUUUAGUUCCUAGCGCUGAACCUCCUUCUCCCUUAAAUUAUUAUAAACUUUUGCUGCUGUUUAAUAAACGUGAAGAUGUCUCGCAGUCCUGAUGUGAAGGAAGACCCUGUGGAAUGUCCUCUUUGCAUGGAGCCCUUGGAGAUAGAUGAUAUCAACUUUUUCCCUUGCACCUGUGGCUACCAGAUUUGCCGAUUUUGUUGGCAUCGAAUUCGCACUGAUGAAAAUGGGCUUUGUCCUGCAUGCAGAAAGCCAUAUCCAGAAGACCCAGCAGUUUAUAAACCACUCUCCCAGGAAGAACUGCAAAGGAUAAAGAAUGAGAAAAAACAGAAACAAAAUGAGAGAAAACAGAAAAUAUCAGAAAAUCGCAAACAUUUGGCUAGUGUACGUGUUGUACAAAAAAACCUUGUCUUUGUUGUAGGUCUGUCUCAGCGCCUAGCAGACCCAGAGGUUUUAAAACGACCAGAAUAUUUUGGGAAGUUUGGUAAAAUACAUAAAGUUGUCAUCAAUAAUAGCACAUCAUAUGCAGGCUCACAGGGUCCAAGCGCCAGUGCUUACGUAACCUAUAUCCGGUCGGAAGAUGCUCUCAGAGCCAUACAGUGUGUCAACAAUGUGGUGGUAGAUGGCAGAACACUUAAGGCAUCUCUAGGUACAACAAAAUACUGCAGUUACUUCUUAAAGAAUAUGCAGUGUCCGAAGCCUGACUGCAUGUACCUACAUGAAUUGGGGGACGAGGCGGCCAGCUUCACAAAAGAGGAAAUGCAGGCGGGUAAACACCAAGAAUAUGAACAGAAGCUACUUCAAGAAUUAUAUAAAUUAAACCCCAAUUUUCUUCAACUGUCUACGGGUUCAGUUGAUAAGAAUAAGAACAAAGUGACACCACUGCAGAGGUAUGAUACCCCCAUUGACAAACCUUCCGAUUCUCUCAGCAUAGGGAAUGGUGAUAAUUCCCAGCAGAUAUCUAACAGUGAUACACCUUCACCACCACCUGGUUUAUCAAAAUCCAAUCCAGUCAUCCCUAUCAGUUCAUCCAAUCACAGUGCACGGUCUCCUUUUGAAGGGGCAGUAACUGAGUCACAGUCGUUAUUCUCAGACAAUUUCCGCCAUCCCAACCCUAUCCCAAGUGGGCUUCCUCCUUUCCCCAGUUCCCCACAGACAUCCAGUGACUGGCCUACAGCACCAGAACCACAGAGCCUCUUCACAUCAGAAACAAUCCCAGUAUCGUCUUCUACAGACUGGCAAGCAGCAUUUGGCUUUGGUUCUUCUAAACAACCAGAGGAUGACUUGGGUUUUGAUCCCUUUGAUGUCACUCGAAAAGCCUUAGCAGACCUGAUUGAAAAGGAACUGUCAGUCCAAGACCAACCUUCCCUUUCGCCCACAUCUCUUCAGAACUCCUCUUCACACACUACAACUGCCAAAGGUCCGGGCUCUGGAUUCCUGCAUCCUGCUGCACCUACAAAUGCCAACUCGAGUCUCAAUAGUACCUUUUCAGUCUUGCCACAGAGGUUCCCUCAAUUUCAGCAGCACCGAGCGGUUUAUAAUUCAUUCAGUUUUCCAAGCCAGGCAGCCCGCUAUCCUUGGAUGGCCUUUCCACGCAAUAGCAUCAUGCACUUGAACCACACAGCAAAUCCCACCUCAAAUAGUAAUUUCUUGGACUUGAAUCUCCCGCCACAGCACAACACAGGUCUGGGAGGGAUCCCUAUAGCAGACAACAGCAGUUCUGUAGAGAGUUUAAAUAUGAAGGAAUGGCAGGACGGGCUAAGGGCACUUCUACCCAACAUUAACAUCAGCUUUGGUGGACUGCCCAAUUCUUCUUCCCCCUCCAACGCCAGCCACAGUGCACCAACGUCCAACACUGCCACCACCGACAGCCCGAGUUGGGACAGCCCUGGCAGCUGGACAGACCCAGCCAUCAUCACAGGUAUUCCAGCAUCUUCAGGAAACAGUUUAGACUCUCUUCAAGAUGACAAUCCUCCACACUGGCUCAAAUCCCUUCAGGCCCUCACAGAGAUGGACGGCCCCACUGCUGCUCCAUCACAAGCCCACCACAGCGCCCCCUUCAGCACACAGAUCCCUUUGCACAGAGCCAGUUGGAAUCCCUACCCUCCUCCUUCAAAUCCUUCCAGCUUUCACUCGCCACCCCCAGGCUUUCAGACAGCCUUCAGACCCCCCAGCAAAACCCCCACAGAUUUGUUACAGAGUUCAACACUGGACCGCCAUUAGGGAAAGAGGAGAAUUCAUUAGAAAAUGCAGGAUUUGUCCCACCCUGUUUUCGCCCUCUCAGCCGACCCACAGCUCCCUUCUCAUCUCUUAUGUUCUGAAGA